Molecule: messenger RNA, 466 nt
Organism: Prorocentrum cordatum
Lineage: Eukaryota; Dinophyceae; Prorocentrales; Prorocentraceae
Source: the annotation of a GenBank genome assembly
GCCAAAGCCACCGACAUCUACGCCAAGGCGGUGGCUCGAGCUUCAGACGAGAAGGCUCGCAAGCAGCAGGAGAAGGUCAAGCAGGACCAGGUCCAGGAGAAGCUGAUCCAGCAGAUGAUGGGGACGAGCCCUGUGGACCUCCUCAACAUGGCCGUGGAUGCUCGUGUGAUCGCUCGCCAGCGCGUGCCUGGCCGAGCAGGUCCGGCAGGUGGCGGCACCAUAGCCGCCCAGGCGGCAUCCCUGUACACCUCCACCAUGGCCGCUGGCCAGUCCUCUGUCGACCGCGCCGACGCCGGCGGGGGCAAGGACAAAGGCAGAGGCAAAGGGCGAGGCGACCCGAAGGGCAAGUCCAAGGGCAACGGGAAAGCCACGCCCUCCCCCAAGGGCGAGUCAAAGGGCAAGUCCAAGGGAAAGGGCAAAGGCAAGAGCAAGGCAUCCGGCAAGACGAGCGCCGGGAAGGGCGCUG